GAUUCUUCGUGCACACCUUUCUUGGCGUCACGAGAUUCACGAGCAAUGCCGAAGAUUUGUGAGCCUGGCGGCUCCGGGUUGAUGUUGCCGUUAUCACAGGCAGAGCACAAGAUGAACAAAGGAGCACGUGCAGUGAUUUACAUCCUCCUCUUGUUGUACAUGUUCAUGGGUGUGGGCACCGUGGCCGAUUGCUUCAUGAAUGCAGUAGAAAAGAUCAUCAGCAAGAAGAGGAGGAUCUACCGGCCCCAAAAGAAGCGGACGGUCACAUAUCUGGUUUGGAACAGCACUGUAGCGGACCUCACUCUGUUGGCUUUGGGUUCUUCGGCACCAGAAAUUCUGUUGUCGGUCCUGGAGAUCAUGUCGAAUGGGUUCUACAGUGGCGAACUAGGACCUUCAACCAUUGUUGGGUCUGCAGCCUUCAACUUGCUCAUUAUUCUCGCCGUCUGUGUGCUAGCGAUCCCCAAUGGCGAAACUCGUUCCAUUGAACAUAUGUCUGUGUAUCACGUGACUGUGAUCUUCUCGAUCUUUGCCUAUAUGUGGCUUCUCUUCAUUGUUGAAGUGAUUUCACCCAAUGUCAUCGACAUUUGGGAGGCUUUGCUGACCUUCGUGAUGUUCCCCACCCUGGUGACCAUCUCCUGGUUAGCGAAUAAAGGAAAACUGCCCUGGCUGGCACUGGAGAAAAAGUCAGAGGAUGACGAUGCAGUCUCUGAUGUCGGCAAUCGCCGAUCGUCGCUCCUUGAUGAUGAGAGCAAUGCAGCCCAGAAAAGUCACCAUCCGCGACUGAAGCUGAGGGGCUCAGUUGCUGCAGCUGCCAUGGUGACUGGAGGGACUCGAAAGUCACAUGUGGUUGCCGAGGCUCAAAGAGACGCUGACGGGGAAGACAAGGCCAUUCCCGCAGGAAGCAACGGCAAGGACCUCCAGGACCCAGUGACCAAGAGGCGGAUCCAUGCACCAAAUGGUAUCAUCACAUUCCGCAGCGAUGCCGUCGAGGUGGAGGAGCACCAGUUCAAGGAUGAGCCAACCAUUGUGAAGUUGGAUAUCCUCCGUUGCAAUGGUUCCGAAGGAACCAUCUCCUGCAAGCUUCAGACAGAGGGUCUUUCAGCUGUUCCAGGUAAGGACUUUGAGGAGAUGGAUGAAACACUCGAGUUUGAAGAUGGAGAGACGGAGAAGGAGGUAGAGCUCUGCAUCUUCCCCCAGCGGCCUUUGGAGCCAGAUGACGUGCUGCAGCUGGUGCUCUCUGAGGCAGAAGGAGAUGCCUUUUUUAAUCCAAACGACGAUGGCGGAAAGGCGAUUGGCCUUUUGACCGUCACGAUCAAAAACUCGGAAGCACCAUCUUUGACGGAGAGGUUAGUGGACCGGGACAACUUUUUCGCGGGCCUCAAGGUCUGGAAGCAACAGAUUCUGGCUUCGUGGAAACCAGAGGAGGAGGAAGCAGAAGAUGGAGAGGAAGCAUCUCAGUGGAAGCCAAAGGACUACAUACUCUUCGUUUUGGGUCUGCCCUUCAACGUCUUUUUCGCCAUAGUCUGCCCGCCUGCUAUGUGGGCUGGCGGAUUCCUCCUUUUCACCGUUGCGCUCACUUGGGUGGCCGUGGUCACCGCUUUGAUCAGCGACUUGGCAUCGCUCUUCGGUUGCUGCGCAGAUAUUCCGGAUGCCACCACAGCGAUUACCAUUGUUGCCAUGGGCACUUCAUUGCCAGACACAUUUGCAUCAAUGACCUCUGCAUCCAAAGACGACACAGCGGAUUCGUCCAUUGUCAACGUGACUGGAAGCAACUCUGUGAAUGUCUACCUGGGCAUUGGCAUUCCUUGGUUGGCUGCAGCAAUUUAUUGGGCGGCGGCCUCUGGGGACACGUUGUUAGCGUGGAAAUUGAGAUACGCCACCGUGCUCGAUGGAGCCUUGGUGUCGAAUUACCCCAGCGGUGCUUUUGUGGUCCAGGGUGGAGCGCUGGGAUUCAGCGUCCUCAUCUUCAACUGCGUGGCCAUCUCCUGCUUGGUCAUCCUGAGAGUCCGCCGAUUGGCCUUGGGUGGCGAGCUGGGUGGUCCCAAGAAGCUGGCCUAUGCGAGUUCCGCGACCCUGAUUUUCCUUUGGCUUUCCUACACUGGCAGCUCAAUCUGGAGGAACAGCUCGAAAGACGCAGAGGUGAUGAUCUACCCCUUGGCUGCCAUUGCAGUGCUGGCAGUUAUUGGCGGCCUUGUCUUUGAGCUCUCUGGAAAGGGCCGAUUUGAUCCAGAGGCGGCCAAGGAAGAUGCUGAAGCCAGAAAGGGCCUCAAGGAUCAUGCAGCGCCAGAAGUGGUAGUUCACGGAGUGGCAGAGGACAUGAACAACGCCGAGGUGACUGACAACAUCAAGGAGGGCUUAGAGCCAGAGAAGAUUGGUGCCUCUACCCUUGAGAUUCCGCCUGAGAGCAGUGCACCCAACGCGCAAGAGGCGCCAGAAGUUGAUGCCGAAGUCCUUUUAGAGGUCCCAGGAUCCGAAAAGCUCGAGGAGGUUGUAUCCCCAGAGUCAUCUUCGGCGCUGGAUGAGGGGAAGAAGAAACGACCAAGUCCCAAGAAAUCUGCUCGUGGCACAGAGGCUGGAGAAGCGAAGGAGAAGAAAGUUCCAAAGAAGAAGAGCGAAGCGAAGCCAAAAGCUCCUACCGAAGAGCCAAAAGAAGAUGCGAAGGACGAAUGAGUAGCCGAUUUUCCGCAGCCAAAGCAAGAUUGCUCUGCCAGAAUCUCUGCCAAGCAGAGAUAAAUGGCUCAGACCGAACUGGACUUGCCGGUCCGACAGAGCCAUCGCACUUGGUUUGCUGCUUAUGCGGUCUGCUGCGAAGUGAUGCUUUCAGCAUAAGAAAGCCAUUGCUUGGCAGCAGAAUUACUCUGACUCGCAGGAGUCUGACAAGAUAACGUUUGUAGCCCAUUGCAGCGAUUGGAGGAAGGC
Cladocopium goreaui is the source of this 2919-nucleotide messenger RNA. The record is from the annotation of a GenBank genome assembly. Lineage: Eukaryota; Dinophyceae; Suessiales; Symbiodiniaceae.